Messenger RNA from Exophiala xenobiotica, 1875 nucleotides. RefSeq lists its product as uncharacterized. The coding region runs from base 1 to 1653 and encodes 550 amino acids. The record is from RefSeq and is a predicted model, not a curated record. Lineage: Eukaryota; Fungi; Ascomycota; Eurotiomycetes; Chaetothyriales; Herpotrichiellaceae. Gene Ontology annotation, biological process: transmembrane transport. Gene Ontology annotation, molecular function: transmembrane transporter activity. The transcript has 7 exons.
AUGCCUUUCGGAGUCCUUGAAGACUAUACACUGCCCCGCGUGCCGGGAACGGUGUCACUGACCGAGACAUAUCAAGAUGGGGACCACGCAGACCUGAAGAAGAUUGGGGACAUCACCUUGGUCCCCCAACCGAGCGACAGCCCAAACGACCCCUUGAAUUGGUCGCCAUGGAGAAAGCAUAUCCUGCUAUUUGUGGUGACAUUGACAUCCGGCGUGACCGUUGCCCUUGGACCGAUGAUAUCUCCCGGCCUGCCGCUGUUGGCCAUGCAAUUCCAAAAGAGUCUCGACGUCGUUUCCACAUACCUGGUCGGCCUGUUCAUUCUCUGGACGGGUAUCUUCACCUUCUUCACCUCGGCCGCUGCAUCCGUCUGGGGCAAACGGGUCAUGUUCAUAACGUCCGGCAUCGCCCUGCUGGCUUUGAAUGCUUGGGGCUUUUUCGCAAAGUCCUUUCCACAAUUCGUCGCCAUGCGUCUCAUGCAGGGAUUCGCCUCGGCGCCGUUCGAAACGCUCGUCACAUCGACGGUGCAGGAUAUCUUCUUCGUACACGAGCGAGGGCAAAAGAUGGCUCUGUGGGUCUUCAUGAUCACAACAGGUGUCUUGCUGGGCCAAGUGAUCUCGGGCCAGAUCAUCCAACAACUCGGCGUCGAGUACACUUUCGGCAUCUGCUCGUUGAUCUUCAUACCUUUGGUGGUGGCCACGUUCUUCUUCGUGCCGGAGACCGUGUACCACCGCAACACGACGACCAAGGGUGUCGAACUCCUCCACAAGACCACCACCAACGCCACCACCAAGUCCGGCAGUGGCACCGACACCGACAUCGACACCACUACUAGUAUCAGCACCACGGAAAUCGCGAGCAUCCAGCCUGCUGACGAACAACCGGAAGCUCCUGCUCGCGGCCCUUCCUUUUGGGGUGGCAAAGAACUAGUCGUCUUCCGCGGCCGCGUGUCGGACGAGUCGUUCUGGCGCCAAGUCAUCUUGCCUUUCCCUCUGUUUCUCUACCCGGCCGUCAUCUUUGGCAGUUUUAUCUACGGCAGCUUCUUCGCGUGGCUGGUGGCCGUCAGCGUCGUGUCGGUGCCCAUGUUCAGCGCGCCGCCGUACAACCUGUCGCCCGCGCAGGUCGGCCUGACGAACCUCCCGCUCCUGUUCGCCGGGCUUGCGGGCGCCCCCGUGUCCGGCUGGCUGGCCGACAAAGUGAUCCGGUCCAUGGCGAAGCGGAACAAUGGCGUGUACGAGCCCGAGUUCCGCCUCACGCUCAUGGCCAUCGCCGCCGUGUUGAGCACGGUCGCGUUUUUGGGCCUGGGCGCUUCGGUCGGUGCCGGCGCCCCGCUGGCGGUGCCCUUGGUCUUUAUCAGCUGUCAUAGCAUGGCGAUCCCCUUUGCCAGUCAGGCCGCGUACACGUAUGUCACGGAUUGUCAUCCGAGCGAUGCGAAUCAGGCGUUUGUCACCAUCGGGUUGGUCAAGGGCAUUUUGACGUUCGUGAGCACCACGUUUAUCAAUGGCUGGUUCGAGGCUAGUGGGCCGAAAAGCGUGUUUUGGACCAUUGCCGCGCUGAAUGGCGCGUUGAGUCUGCUGACCCUGCCGAUGUAUGUGUUUGGCAAGAGGUUCAGGGCGCUGGUCGCGAGGAAGAUCCAGUCGAGGAUCUCAAAGUGAAAGACAAAGGGCUGGGAAAGUGGAGGAGGUACUAUCUGAGAAAAGGUCUAUGGACAGUCUGGACUGCACAUGGCCGACGAGAAGAAAUGAGAAGAGCGUUAGGAGGAUAUGUGUGUAUGACUAUCAUUUAGACUGGUUUUUGGGAAUUUUGGGAUGAUACCCCAUGAUAGAGCAGACGAGGUUGGAAAAUGGCCCGCCCGAUUCUCAUAGUAUAGAUUCAAG